Sander lucioperca (pikeperch) is the source of this 1298-nucleotide messenger RNA. RefSeq names its product olfactory receptor 1-like. NCBI's taxonomy places the organism in Eukaryota, Metazoa, Chordata, Actinopteri, Perciformes, Percidae. Gene Ontology annotation, biological process: G protein-coupled receptor signaling pathway. The record is from RefSeq and is a predicted model, not a curated record. The coding region runs from base 218 to 1189 and encodes 323 amino acids. Gene Ontology annotation, molecular function: olfactory receptor activity; G protein-coupled receptor activity. Gene Ontology annotation, cellular component: membrane. The transcript has a single exon.
UAUGGAUUGAAAAUGUUUUUUUUAUGCUUACAUACAAUAGACUCAAUGGAUCGACUGCCAGAACAGUUAAAGCUUGUCAGAGCUUCAUCAUCAGAAAGAGCGCUAGAAAGAAGAGCUUACCUCUGUCUACAUAACAGAACACAGUGCUGACGUGGAGUACGGUUCUCUACAUUAAACACUGUGUUUAAGACAAUAUAAGUUUGAGAUUAUUUUUACAAUGGACUUUUUCAACUCCGCUCUUGGAAAAAACAUCACUUUUGUGCGUCCCGCAUACUUCAUAAUAAGUGGAUUUAUUGGCAUACCAUAUAUUACGUAUAUAUAUGUCUUUCUCUUUUUUGUUUAUCUUGUUUCAGUGCUGGGAAACACAGUUGUAAUGGCCGUAAUAUACUUGGAUCAUAAUCUGAGAACUCCAAAAUAUGUUGCUGUUUUUAAUUUAGCUUUUGUGGACCUUUGUGGUAGUUCUGCUCUGGUGCCAAAGCUUCUUGACAUCUUUCUGUUGAACCAUCCCUACAUCCCCUACAACGACUGCUUGGCAUUCCUAUUUUUCUGCUACACCUGCCUUUCUAUGCAGUCAUUUAAUCUGGUUGCACUUUCCUAUGACAGACUGAUAGCUAUCAUCUUCCCACUGCACUAUCAAGUGAAGGUGACCCACAGGUUUAUGCUGUCGUUGAUUGCCUCAUUCUGGGUCUUUGUUAUUAUUGUUGUACUUAUUGCAGUUGGCCUUCUUACAAGACUUUCCUUCUGUAAGUCUGUGGUUAUUAACAGCUAUUUCUGUGACCAUGGCCAGAUAUACAAGCUGGCCUGCAAUGACACAACUCCCAACUCUGUCAUUGGUGUGUUGUUGCCACUUCUUAUUAUUUGGCUGCCACUGACAUUUAUCUUGUUUAGUUAUUCAUAUAUUGGCUAUGCAUUGUCUAAAGUAGCCACAGUUCAGGAAAGAGUAAAGGCCUUUAAAACCUGCACAGCUCAUCUUUCAUUAGUGACAAUUUAUUUUCUCCCAAUAAUAAUCACAUUUACUAUGAGUUCAAAAAUAGAUCCAAAUGCCAGGAUCAUAAACUUGGCUCUGAGCUCUGUCUUUCCUCCCAUGCUGAACCCAAUCAUUUAUGUUCUGCAGACGCGAGAAAUCAAAGAAUCUGUAAAAAAAAUAUUAAAAAUCAGAAAGAAAUCCCAAAUUACGGUGAAGAAAUGAAUCCUAAAGUGACCAUUUGUGUAUCUAUUUUAGGCUUUGUGUUUAGGACAUUAUGUACAUUAAAGUAAAACUUGUUGAUAAAAUUCAAAUAAGCAACAGCUAUUGUACA